Colletotrichum godetiae is the source of this 392-nucleotide messenger RNA. RefSeq lists its product as uncharacterized. The record is from RefSeq and is a predicted model, not a curated record. Bases 105 to 356 code for a protein of 83 amino acids. The transcript has a single exon. NCBI's taxonomy places the organism in Eukaryota, Fungi, Ascomycota, Sordariomycetes, Glomerellales, Glomerellaceae.
GCCCGCCUGCCCUGUAAAUUAGAGAGAAACUAAAAAGGAAAAGGAUCAACAAGACCUUGUGCAAUGCCCAUCCGAACCCAGAGGUAUCAUGUCUCCCAGUAAGAAUGAUGCUUGAUAAACCCAGAAAACAGAAACGAAAAUCAAAACCAAAAAAACCCGAGCCGACUCAACCAAACACAUCCCAUUCCUCCCCACGUUGUGCUUCACUGACUGUUGGCAAGCCUCCGGCCACCCGUGUAAUCGAAAAUACCUGUCAACGCCGUCGCCCACCGAAAUCCUUGACCGCCCCCCAACGCGCUUGGAUGCAACAAAGAGACCAUGACCGCGCGAAUGCUGAAAACAGAGCAAGAACUUGAAAUAAGAAGAUGAGCGCAGUAGGAUCAGAAUAGAGA